This is a messenger RNA of Echinostoma caproni, 1242 nucleotides long. The record is from the annotation of a GenBank genome assembly. Lineage: Eukaryota; Metazoa; Platyhelminthes; Trematoda; Plagiorchiida; Echinostomatidae.
AUGUUGUUUCCAGGUUCAAUUACCAACCCCAUUAACGCGGGUCUACCAAAUAUCACAGUAGCCAACUCAUCCAAUCCCAGUCAUUGCCAAACGUCUUUAGUUGGACCGAUUGGCAGCCCUCCAAACGGUGGAAGUGGAGCAGUGCUUCAAAAUGGAGGUCAAAGCCUAUCCAUCCCCAACAACAGUGGACUCAACAGCCUAAACACAAUAUCCGCCGCCCUGCCCUACAGCAAUAGCAAUGGCCCUAAUGGCACAUUGCAUGGCAGCAAUGGAAACGGGGGAAGCCAAAGCGGGAACGGCUCAUCGCCACCUGUUGUUGGCAGUGGUGGAGACGGACCUUCGUUGAAUGUGGGUGGUACUGGGGGAUCUGGUAGCAGCGCCGGUGCCGGUAGUAAUAGCAGUGGAUCAGGAGCCGGUGGUGGUGGAUCCUGUGGUGGAUCAGGUGGAUCCGGCGGAAGUGGCAUUGGAAAUUCUGCUCCCACGCAGCAGCAUUUGGUUCAGUUUGAACCACCCCCUCGACCUGGUCGCGGCUCCGAGGGUCGGUGCAUCAGUCUUCGGGCAAAUCACUUCGAAAUUCGUGUACCCAAAGGAUUUUUACAUCACUAUGAUGUAUCCAUCACUCCUGAAAAGUGUCCACGUCGAGUGAACAGGGAGAUAAUCGAAACUAUGGUGAAUUCCAUGCAUUAUCAGAAAUAUUUCUACAACCAAAAGCCAGUUUUUGAUGGUCGUCGGAAUAUGUACACUCGUGAUCCACUUCCGAUUAGUAAAGAGAAAGUGGAACUGGAAGUCACACUACCCGGAGAGGGAAAGGAUCGCGUAUUCCGUGUAGCCAUCAAACAUGUGUCGGAAGUGUCUCUUUUUGCGUUGGAAGAAGCAUUGGGUGGUCAUAUUCGUCACAUUCCAAAUGAUGCUGUGAUAUCACUUGAUGUGAUAAUGCGGCACCUACCUAGUAUGAGUUACACUCCAGUUGGCCGUUCGUUUUUCCAAAAUCCCGAUGGUUACGAAAAUCCUUUGGGCGGUGGUCGUGAAGUCUGGUUCGGUUUUCAUCAAAGCGUCCGUCCAUCACAGUGGCGUAUGAUGCUGAACAUAGAUGUAUCGGCCACCGCCUUCUACAAGGCGCAGUCGGUGAUCGAUUUUAUGUGCGAGGUGUUGGAUAUAUCAGAUAAAAGUGAACAACGGCGUCCACUCACCGACAGUCAGCGUGUCAAGUUCACAAAGGAGAUCAAAGCUAACCCUGCCUGA